Molecule: messenger RNA, 696 nt
Organism: Spirometra erinaceieuropaei
Lineage: Eukaryota; Metazoa; Platyhelminthes; Cestoda; Diphyllobothriidea; Diphyllobothriidae
Source: the annotation of a GenBank genome assembly
AUGGUUCCUAAACCAAAUACGGAUGAUUGGCGUCCUUGUGGCGAUUAUAGAGCCCUAAACAAUAUCACUAUGCCCGAUCGGUACCCCGUUCCUCAUCUUCAGGACUUUGCUGGAGCCCUUUUCGGCAAAACCAUUUUCUCGAAGAUCGAUUUGGUGCGGGCUUUUCAUCAAAUUCCGAUUGCGGCUGAGGACAUUCCCAAAACGGCAGUGGCGACUCCUUUUGGCUUGUUUGAGUUCCUUCGUAUGCCAUUUGGUCUCCGAAAUGCCUCACAAACUUUCCAACGUUUCAUUGACCGUGUUUUACGCGGCCUUCCAUUUGUUUAUGCGUAUAUUGAUAAUGUUCUCGUCGCCAGUCGAGAUGUGGAGGAACAUCUCCAUCACCUUACCCUGCUUUUCGACCGAUUUCAGCAGUUUGGUGUCACCCUGCAUCCUUCCAAAUGUGUCCUAGGAGCCACUUCUCUUGAGUUCUUAGGUCACCUGAUAGACUCAAACGGCAUUCGGCCUCUUCCCUCAAAAGGUGCCGCCAUUCGGGACUUUCCACCCCCUACCUCGAAGCGUCAGUUGCAACGGUUUCUUGGUAUGGUGAACUUUUAUCGCCGGUUUCUCCCGAACUGUGCCGAUACCAUCCUACCUCUGACCAAUCUCCUCUCAGGUUCUAAACGCACCUUUGAACUCACACCAGCAGCACUCACGUAA